Molecule: messenger RNA, 766 nt
Organism: Bemisia tabaci
Lineage: Eukaryota; Metazoa; Arthropoda; Insecta; Hemiptera; Aleyrodidae
Source: RefSeq, a predicted model, not a curated record
AUAUAACAGGGAAGCUUUUCGCGAAUCGGUGCUCUCAGGCAAGUAACCAGAGCGGGGUAGGAAGUUGACACGAAGGGUGCAGGAGUUUUCGAGCCACCAGAAAUCAUGGAUUUUCGUGUAGUUUUACUCAUGGCAAUAUGCAUUCAAGCACUUUUGGCCGCGCCACUAAGUUCAUCCGACGAUGAAGGAUACAAAGAGGAACCAAAAGGGCCUUUAACGGAGGAUCAAAAGGAGCGAAUGGCAAAAAAUCUGGAGAAUCUGAAAAACUCAGGAGAAGAAUUGAAGAAGCAGAUGCAGAAACUCACCGAUAAAUAUCCAGGUUUGGAUAAAAUGACUGACGCCCUGGUUGACGCGGUAUACAAGGAGGUGGCAGGAUUCACGGACUUCAACAUCAAGCGCCGGGCCGACCCGAAUAACAAAUCUCCGUUCACGCGGUAUCGAAAAUCUUUUGACAGCCUGAAGGAUCUUCAUUAUGGAUUUUUGGACACCUUGCGCGAUACUUUUGGUCAGAAGGCACCUCAAGCUAAGACCCCAUCAGCCUCCCCUCAUCCCGCGAGACGCAGCAGUUGUCAAAGUCGAACUCGCAGGACUCCUCCAAGAUUCCGCACAACAUACCCAUCUGGACCCCGUGAAUAGUUGGACCUCAAGAGAAAAAGCCGGAAAAUUGGACCCUUUGUUUACAGUUACGAGUAGUUCACUUACAGUUUUCAAUUAAUGCUGACUGUAAUCUUCAGAAAUAAAUUACAUCAAGAGUAUCAUGCAAUAA